AUGAAUAAUCGGCAAGUUGUUCAAGAGAUUGAACGCGACUAUCGAAUGCCAAACCCCGGCACCGUAUCACGGCCAUGCCCGGACGACCUGUAUAAUAUAAUGCUGAAAUGCUGGGAUGCUCGCCCGAGCCAACGGCCCACCUUUCGCUCAUUGCACGAAAUAUUCGAGAACUGGUCUACUCACGUUGAAGGCCAAUAUUUGGAUAAUUAG
Messenger RNA from Protopolystoma xenopodis, 210 nucleotides. Lineage: Eukaryota; Metazoa; Platyhelminthes; Monogenea; Polystomatidea; Polystomatidae. The record is from the annotation of a GenBank genome assembly.